AUGUUACGUCCUCGUCGUAGUGUUCGGAAUGGUCCGACAGAAAAGAAACCGAGUGUUUCAUCACCAGUGUCAAAUCCCAUCCCAUCACCACCGUCUCCACCUGAAAGCUCCAACCAAGAAGAGCCUGAACAACCACUUCGUUUACUUGAACCACGAGAAUGUGUUGGACGUUCCAUACAAAUUGGUUUGAAUGAAGAAAUUGAGUUAAUUUUUAGAAAUCCUCCAUCGGCAGAUCAACACUCACCUGUUCCACCUGAGCUAAAAACGCAAAAAACAGAGAUUAUCUCGAAUGAAACCAAUUCAUCGGAUGAACCGCCAAAGUUCCAACGAACAGAAACAUUUAUCAGAUAUAUCGAACCAACACAAAAUGAAUUAGAUGAAAUGGUUGAAUAUGAAAUGGAUGAAAUGGAUUUGACUUGGUUAAAACAAGUCAAUCAAGAACGUGGAAAGCGUAAUUUGCGUCCGGUUAUCGAAGAAGAAUUCGAAUUAUUGAUUGAUCGACUAGAAAAAGAAUCUCAUUUUCAAGCAUUGGUCAACGGUGAUGAUCUGGGACAAUCUAUCGAUGAAGAUGCUUUAUGUGUCAUAUGCUUAGAUGGAGAAUGUUCAAAUUGCAAUGCCAUUCUAUUUUGUGAUAUGUGUAAUAUGGCUGUUCAUCAAGAGUGUUAUGGUGUACCUUAUGUACCGGAAGACUGA
This is a messenger RNA of Adineta ricciae, 693 nucleotides long. Lineage: Eukaryota; Metazoa; Rotifera; Eurotatoria; Adinetida; Adinetidae. The record is from the annotation of a GenBank genome assembly.